GGAAAGGCUGCGCUGCGCCGCUCUUCACGGUUCCUAUCGGAGAGGCUGCACUGAUGGCGACGUCUUUAGGAUCAAACACGUACAACAGACAGAACUGGGAGGACUCGGACUUCCCUAUUCUCUGCCAAACAUGUUUAGGGGAAAAUCCUUACAUUCGCAUGACCAAAGAGAAGUAUGGCAAAGAAUGUAAGAUAUGCGCUCGGCCCUUCACCGUGUUCCGCUGGUGUCCUGGUGUGCGCAUGCGCUUUAAGAAGACAGAGGUGUGUCAGACGUGCAGCAAGAUGAAGAACGUGUGUCAGACCUGCCUGCUGGAUCUGGAGUACGGCCUUCCCAUCCAGGUGAGGGAUGCCGGACUGUCCAUCAAAGACGACAUGCCAAAAUCAGACGUCAACAAGGAGUAUUAUACACAGAACAUGGAAAGAGAGAUCCAAAACUCAGAUGGCACACGGCCAGUGGGUUUGCUGGGCAAAGCGCCCAGCUCCAGCGACAUGCUGCUGAAGCUGGCUCGCACCACCCCCUACUACAAGAGAAACCGCCCCCACAUCUGCUCUUUCUGGGUGAAGGGCGAGUGUAAGAGAGGAGAGGAGUGUCCGUACAGGCAUGAGAAACCCACAGACCCUGACGAUCCACUGGCAGAUCAGAACAUUAAAGACCGUUACUAUGGCAUCAACGACCCAGUGGCUGAUAAACUGCUGAAGAGAGCCUCUACCAUGCCAAGACUCGACCCACCCGAGGACAAAACCAUCACCACCCUCUACAUAGGGGGUUUGGGCGAUACUAUCACAGACUCUGAGCUCAGGAAUCAUUUCUACCAGUUUGGGGAGAUCCGCACCAUUACUCUAGUGCAGAGACAGCAGUGUGCGUUUAUUCAGUUUGCUAUGAGGCAGGCAGCUGAGCUUGCUGCUGAGAAAUCCUUCAACAAGCUCAUCAUCAAUGGCCGCAGACUUACUGUCAAGUGGGGCCGCUCACAGGCAGCCAAGGGCAAAGAGGCUAAAGAUGGCUACAGUGAGAUGGGCACCAGACUGGAGCCUGUGCCUGGUCUGCCUGCAGCUUUGCCACCACCCCCAGCUUUGGAGGAUGAGACCCCAGCUAACUACUUUAACCUGGACCCCAGCAACUCUCCUGCAGUGCUGAACCUCAGCCUGCCCCCUCCUCCUGGUCUCCCCAACCCACCACCACCAGGUUUUGGACCACCAAUGUUCCAUCCAAUGGGCCCUCCACCACCUCCCCCUAUGGGCUUGAGACCACCAGGGCACAUCCACUACCCGUCCCAGGACCCCCAGAGAAUGGGCGCUCACGCCGCCACACGCCACGGAGACUAGAGGCUCGACCUCUCCUGGAUUCUGUGCCAGUUAGCUGUGGGCUGCGAGAGUCAGAGUGCACCAGCUGAGACUGCAGUGUUGUUGAGCGUCUCUUCCUGUGAAUGACUGAUCUUUGAUGAAGGGCCAGCGUGACCUCAUGCAGAACACAAUGCCUCAUUGUUUCUAAACCGUGUUUCACUGUUGAUGGCUUCACAUUACUGGCUCACAAUUACAUUCACACUGACCCUUCAGAAACACGUACGGUGGGAGCAGCUAGGGUAGAAGUGAUGUCAGGUUGUGCUAACAGGACUUUCUUCCAGACUGGAAGUUGUAACAGGGUGUAGUGCUCAUUUUGCCUGAGCACAGCAACACAAUUAACCGUGUAAAUUUGCUCACUGCCCCUGUAGUGUCAAUUAAAACAGCUAUUAAAUAAAACCUAAAGUGAAGAACUAAACACCUUCACAUAUUUGUCAGCUUGUUUCAAUUAAAAAUAAAGGUUCUUGCACUAUCAAGACCAAAAUUCAAGCAAUAAUAAGCCCACAGUGAUCAGUACAUUACUGUAUCCUAUUUUAGGUUAUUUAUUUUACUAAAAAGACAUGUGAAAGUAGGUGGAGUUCUCUUUAGCUUGUGUGGUCACAUGAUUUCUCACAUGUUAACAGUAAACACACAGCAGUACCAACAACACAGGAGCUUCAAGUAAUGAUUUACUUUUUUUUUUUAUUUACUUGCUGUCUGGUUAUGCAAGAGUCACAGGAGGCAAUUCUGGCUAGUUAGCCUUAUUUAUUUUUAAAAAUGGGGGUUGUUUAACUCUGUGAUGAUUCUUUGAAGGUUGCAUGUGACUAGUCAGUGGUUUGCACAAUUUCUAGUUCUACCAUGUUCCACCAUACCACACUUUCUAGGUGGAAAAAUGCCAUAGAUCUGCUGUGAGUAACUGUAGAGAUUCAGACAAGGUACCCAUUUCAUACACUAGUCCCCUGGUCCCUAAAUAGCAUUUUUAAAUGUAAUGUCUCUAAGGUGAAUGAAGUGAUUUCCCCACAUUCACGUUUUUAGGUUUAAUUGCUCUUAUACAUUUGAUUCCACCCACAGAGUGCUUGAUAAUUACCCAGUAGGGUUAAUUAGGUGUGGUAGAACAGGGAAACACUAAACUGUACGGUACAUUGGAGUCUCAAGACUUGGACUGAAUUUGAAUACCACUGCCCUAAUAACACACUAAUGUAUCGUUCUGCAAUGCAUUUAUCGUGUUAAGUGAAACUUUUUCAGUCUUAUCUUGGUGUUUAGUCUGCUAAUAUAAAAUAAAGAUGUGAAGUUGCAAUCCCACAACUUCACAAAACAACUGUGACUUUAAGCGUAAAGAGACUGUGGUUGUUUUAUGCAUGCUCUUUUCGUUUUUUGGAAGGAAAACAAUACCGUUACCAGUACUUUCCCCACACAUGCCUCUUGGCCACUCUUGACCAACAGCUGUGAGGGACAGGCUUUGUCAGCUUCUGUGUUUUGUGUUCUUUUCCUUCUAUCUUUCCAUUGUUAUUGUUGUGAGGUUGUGAUACUCUGUUGAACAUAACAGACAAAAGAAACCUGACUUUUAUUAAGAAAUCAUUAUGCUGUCUGGCAUCCUCUGUGAACACUGUUAUAAAAUGUGCCAUAAUGUCAAAGUGACUGUCAGGAUAUUUCUGUAAAUGUAUUACAUCUUAUAAUUGUUAUAUUGUUAUAACUAAUUAUAACUAUUGAGCAAAUUCAUCAUUUUUACUUUGCUACACAACAGUGUUUGUCUUAAAUGAAUAGUUUUGGAAUAAAAACUCUACACAAUU
This is a messenger RNA of Colossoma macropomum (tambaqui), 3106 nucleotides long. Its product is annotated as pre-mRNA-splicing factor RBM22-like. Bases 54 to 1322 code for a protein of 422 amino acids. Gene Ontology annotation, cellular component: U2-type catalytic step 2 spliceosome; Prp19 complex; U2-type catalytic step 1 spliceosome. Gene Ontology annotation, molecular function: U6 snRNA binding; metal ion binding; pre-mRNA binding. The record is from RefSeq and is a predicted model, not a curated record. Lineage: Eukaryota; Metazoa; Chordata; Actinopteri; Characiformes; Serrasalmidae. The transcript is spliced from 10 exons.